AUGAAUCAGCGAGCUGCCCUGUCGCCUCUGAAAGCUUACCUCACAUCACAGAAGGUAGACCUGAUGAAACAUAUGACCAAGUUUCAAUGGGACAAAGCUAAGUAUCCCACGGCUCUGCCUCUCUCCAGCCUGACWGACAUCAUUAACAAGGARAUCUUACAGGUGGAGACAGAAUUAAAAACUCGCUCUACAGCAUACAACAGUGUAAAAGCCAAUUUGGAAAGCCUCGAACACAAUCAAAAUGGGAAUUUACACACCUGCAGUCUGAAUGGUGUUGUGAAGAAAGAAGACCUGGUGGUCUCGGAGUAUCUGACAACUCUGAUGGUGGUGGUGAGCAGAGAGAGCUUCCUGCUGUGGGAGAGAAGUUAUGAAUCCUUUUCAGAGUUUGUAGUUCCACGAUCGAGCAGGAAGCUGUUUGAGGACAGGGAGGGGGCCAUCUUCUCGGUGACACUUUUCAAAAGAGCUGUACGGGAUUUCAAAGCCAAAGCUCAGCAGAGCAAGUUUAUGGUGCGAGAGCACAGCUUUGACGUGGAGGAGAAGCAGCAGCAGGAGAUCACGAAGCUCAGAGUCCAGAAAAAGGAGCAGUAUGGAAUCUUUGUGCGCUGGCUGAAGGUGAAUUUCACUCAGGUGUUCAUUGCUUGGCUUCACUUGAAAGCAUUAAGGGUGUUUGCAGAAUCAGUCCUCAGGUACGGAUUACCUGUGAACUAUCAGGCUUUUCUGCUGGAAACUGAGAGGAAACGCUCCAAAAAGCUGAAGGAGGAACUCAACUCUCUGUUCGUGCAUCUGGACCCCACUGCCACCACGACAGAUGUAGGCUGCGACAUCCCAGGACUCUGCCAGCAGGAUUACUCCUCCUACAUCUGCUUCCACAUCAGCACCACCGUGCUGGAGAUCAGCGAGAAGUCAGAAACGUGACUGACGCUCCGUUCGCCUCAGAACCAGAAAUAACUCCACAUGCAUAAAACAAACAAGUCACGAGCCAGAAAGCGUAAACAUAUGUAAAUAUCURUUCAUGAAAUAAAUGUCUGUCUUCAUCACAACAAUGCCAGCUGCACAAAACUACACUCUGAACCAUAAAACUGUUAUCUUUGCUUGUAUGAUAUUUGUUUAUUUACUGUAUGAUGUAAAUAUAUAAAAAUAAGUGAGUAUAUUC
Molecule: messenger RNA, 1153 nt
Organism: Austrofundulus limnaeus
Lineage: Eukaryota; Metazoa; Chordata; Actinopteri; Cyprinodontiformes; Rivulidae
Gene: atp6v1c2
Product: ATPase H+ transporting V1 subunit C2
Exons: 10
Coding region: 1-915 (304 amino acids)
Biological process (GO): proton transmembrane transport
Cellular component (GO): vacuolar proton-transporting V-type ATPase, V1 domain; lysosomal membrane
Molecular function (GO): proton-transporting ATPase activity, rotational mechanism
Source: RefSeq, a predicted model, not a curated record